Trichobilharzia regenti is the source of this 2757-nucleotide messenger RNA. Lineage: Eukaryota; Metazoa; Platyhelminthes; Trematoda; Strigeidida; Schistosomatidae. The record is from the annotation of a GenBank genome assembly.
AUAAUUGCGUAUAUCAAUCAGCAUGUAAGUUACACUUUCAAUAAAAUAUUUCCUGACUGCCCUACUGCUAACCAUACUACUUAUGUGAUACACACUCAUUCACUCUCACUAUCGAAUAUCUACUAAUGUGAUGAAUUGACGGAAUGUGUUCGAUGCAGAAAUGUCUAGUGACAAGCAGCGAAACACACCUCACCAAUCAAUACUCUUUCUUGGGAUGAAGAAUAAAUUCUGUUAAACGGUUAUCUGAAGUCAGUUCGUGAUUUCGUUAUUCUAUGUAGAACGAUAGUCUACUUUACUUGACCACUCGUCUAUGUUUCAUUCAAGUGUCAAUUUUGUCACCAAAGCAGAAACUAAUUCAUCCUUACUGAAAUCGUUUGUAAACAAUAAAUUUUUUGAAGUGAGCCUCUAUAUUUCGCACCACCACACGUUUUAUUCGCCUCAGUCUUCAAGUUCAGUCUUCCAAUUUGUUAUGGGAUUUUGUGUGACACCAGUUGAACACUAGAUGCCUGAUGCUGGUUGGACAGCUAGCCGAAGUGAUCGAUUCAAAUCCGUUGAAGACGCACGAAUUCUACUCGGUGUCAUGCGUGAGGAUGAAAAGUUAAGGAAGAAAAGACGACCAACAGUUGACCAUCAAAAUGUGAGCUUGGAAAUACCAUCGACCUUUGACUCACGAAAGAAGUGGAGUCAGUGUAAAAGUAUAUCGAGUAUUCAUGACCAAUCUCGAUGUGGUUCAGGCUGGAAAUCUGUUUGUGGCCUUAGCGAUUAUUUCAUAUAUUGUCCACAUAUGCUGAGCUUUCUUUUGUUACAAAUCAAAAUAAUCAAUUCUUUCCUUGUCUUGACACAACUGAUGUUUUUAAAGGGUUUCAUUCCCUAAAUUCUUCACAAAGCCUGUGUUUAGAUGACGUGUUAAGUAAUAAUCUCAGAAAAUAUGCGGAUAUUACUGUUGUCCUGUUACUGGUGUUUUCAAUGUAUUAUUUCCUGAAGCUUUUACUCCGCGUCGUUUGGUAGGCCAUUAAGAUUGUACCAUUAGUUAAAUCAUUCACUCAAUGAUGUGCGAACCUUAGACUCACUGCUAUUACCUCAUACUUUGUGAAAAAUGUGGGAAAAUCGCUCUUACAUAAUAGUCAACCUUCACUAAUGACUCUGAAUGAUCCAAAACAGUUGACUUACAAAUACCGAGGAAGUGAUUCGGAAGUUGUAUCUGAUUUUCAUUGUAAUUGCAUUGCCAGGUGAAACAAAGGUGCCAUGUGCAUCCACUGUGACUACAUAGACUAUAAAUCCUCCUUUGACCUCUUUAUUUAAGCAAGUUGGUUGUGACGCAGAAUGAGAGCUGGAUUUUUAAGUGAAAAUUGGGGAAUAUACGAAUGAAGCUCUUUCACCUUAUAGGUUACUAAAGCCAAUGUCCCUGAAGCUUCUGCUCCUUCUACUUUGCUCUCCUCAUUCUCCUUGAGCCAUUCACCCCUAUUAUAACGAAAUUAAUUUAGUCAAAUAUACUGAUGAGCUGACUGUUUCCUUUGCCUUGUUACUCCCCACUGAGAUUCUCCUAAAAUGAAUGGCAUAAAUAUGAGAAAGUAGCCAGUGGUCCUUGUAAAGUGGUCGUAAGCUGAAUCCAUCCAAAUAUCAGGCGAAUCAUAUAUCAUUGUAGCCUAAAUGACCUGGUUCAUCCUCACGACUCCAGUCAUAUGAAGGGGACUGAAGUGGAAACUGAGUUGAGUGUUCAGUAGCUUGAAAUACGCUUGUCCCGUGAUAUUUUGCUGGUUGCCCAAUGCAGUUGAUUUCCGGGGAAAUAUUUCACUUAACAUUCUACAUACAAAGGUUUAGACACUGUUUUAACUUUAACAACUUGUUGUCUCUUUCGCUUUGCUUAUUUUUCGUGGAUUACUUUAAGAAGACUUUGUGAAGGACACCAGGACCUGUAAGUAGGGUGUUUUGUUUGGCGAUAUACAUUUGAACUGUAGCAAGUAAAGUCACUAUUAUCAUUAAUAUUCUCAUCACACUGAUCACUAUAAAUAUUUUCCCGGUACCUGAAGAGCAAUGGAUACACUGCUGUAAUAUAUGCGGGAAAUUCCUUUUAUCAUUUUUCAGGCAUUCGCUGCAGUUGAAGUAAUGAGUGAUCGUAUCUGCAUUCAGUCGAAAGGGAAGAAAUCUGUCGAAUUAAGUGCAGUCGAUCUACUCAGCUGUUGUAGGGAAUGUGGUUUGGGCUGCCUCGGAGGAUUUCCUGGAUCAGCCUGGGAUUACUGGGUAGAAGAAGGCGUUGUUACUGGCAGUUCAGGAGAGAAUCACACAGGCUGUCAACCAUAUCCAUUCCCUAAAUGCGAACAUAAUACUACAGGAAAGUAUCCAGCAUGUGGUCAAAAAAUUUACGAGACACCGAAAUGUCAAAAGAAGUGUCAAAAAGGGUACAAAACACCCUAUAAGAAAGACAAGCACUAUGGUAAGGUGGCUUACAACGUACCUAAUAACGAAGAUUCAAUCAAAAAAGAAAUUAUGAUGCAUGGACCAGUGGGAUCAUCUUUCACAGUAUAUUCAGAUUUCCUUAACUAUAAAUCUGGAAUUUACAAACAUAUGAAAGGAACUGAAAUUGGUGUACAUACUGUUAGAAUCGUAGGAUGGGGUGUAGAGAAGGGUACCCCUUAUUGGUUGAUUGCCAAUUCGUGGAAUGAAGAUUGGGGAGAGAAAGGAUACUUCAGAAUUUUACGUGGAAAAGACGAAUGUGACAUUGAGUCACUGGUUAUAGGUGGAUUACCUCGUAAUUGA